Meloidogyne enterolobii is the source of this 1374-nucleotide messenger RNA. The record is from the annotation of a GenBank genome assembly. Lineage: Eukaryota; Metazoa; Nematoda; Chromadorea; Rhabditida; Meloidogynidae.
UUCUUUUUCUUCUCUCUCUUUUUCUCUAUUUUGUUUUUCUUCUCUCGUAUCGAUUUUUCCGUUCUCAUUUCUAUUUUUUUAUUUUAUUAUUAUUUUACUAUUUUAGUUUUAUUAAUAUUUUAAAUAGUAUGUCCCGUCGAAAUAAACCUUCUUCUUCAACUAAUGUGCCUAAUGACUCUGACGACUCUGAUAAUGGUGGGGACGAUUGUGAUUUUCGGUCUUUUCGUGAUUUUCAUUUAGACAAAAAUCAAAAUCAAUCGGAUCAGCCAGGUUUUGUUAAUUGAUCACAUAUAAAUAUUGUUUUUAUUUUUUUAAAAGCUGGUGGGGACGGGGGGUACAAUGUUGCACCGCCAAAUCCCUGUGGGGACGGGGACGCUUUUACGAAGGACUUUUGUGCCAAACUGAAUAUUUCUGAAAAAAAGUAACCUAAAUUUUUUUAAAUUUGUAAAUUUGCUACAUAAUGCAGUAGAGGCAAAUUUGUACAUUUUUCUACAAAUACUAAAAUGGAAGAUGGGAAUGCUAGCCGAGUUGGGGAAAGGAGCAAUUGUGGGGACGAACGAAGGCGUAGCAAGGAUGCUUUGCAGCCGCCGAAGUUUACUACUGGGCCGUCACGAUCCGAAGAAUUGCAGAAGCAACUUCACGAAAGACCAGGCCUUAAGCGUGGGGACGCUAGACUUUAUGGAUGUUACUACUGCGGCGGAUCGCAUAGAGUCAAGGAUUGUCCUCAUAAUGUGACCACCUAUGCAGGUUUUUUGAAAUUUUUUUUAUAAAUUGAUCAUUUAUUAUUUAUUUGUUUUUUUUAUUAUCAUUUAUCAUUUAUUUAUUAAUUGAUCAUUUAAUUUCCUCGAAGAAAUCUCUUCUUUAAGUGCCAUUCUGCCAAACACGACAGCGCUUGGUGUCCGCAGCGUCACCCAUGGAGUUUUAGGCGUAAGCGGUGCUGGAAUUGCGGCCUUCCUGGCCAUAAAGACAGUGCUUGCACCAAAGAGACGUAUGUGGGGACGUCGCAAUUACCGCAAUGGAUCAUUGCUCUACGUGACGAAAGUUAUCUUCAAUACAAACGCCAGCGUGGGGACGACGCAAAACAACUGAAUAACGAUGAUGCAGGGUCUGUUUCUGGGACAGAUUUCCAGGCACGUUACGUGGGGACGCCGGCGCAAAAACGAGACAAGCUGAUUGCAGAUGGCUUAUUGGAUCCAACUUCAACGAUCAGAGAAGCUUUGAAGUUUUUGAAUGAUGCCGGGAUUGCAGGCGUAAGUUAUUGUAUUAAUGUAACAGUACUAAAUCAGAAUUUUCAGCCUGUACCAGCCCAAGUUCGUGCCAACCGUAUGGCAGCUGCUGACCGAACUGGAAACCGUUUUUGUCGGUUCUGCAACA